GAUUGGUUGCCGCCGCUCGCCCGAGCUCAGUUGGAACGCAGGGGUUGUGCUUUUAAAGGCGCUAGCCCGUAGGCUCUGGAACUUGAUUGCUGCCUCUUCUGAGCGUGCUCCCGCGCUUUCGGCAUCCAGGUCACCUCGCCAGUAUGUCUCAGGCUGAAUUUGACAAAGCCGCUGAGGAGGUGAAACGCCUCAAGACCCAGCCAACUGAUGAAGAGAUGCUGUUCGUCUACAGUCACUUCAAACAAGCUACUGUGGGUGAUGUAAACACAGAUCGGCCAGGGCUGUUGGACCUCAAGGGCAAAGCCAAGUGGGAUGCGUGGAACAAGCUGAAAGGGACCUCCAAGGAAAACGCCAUGAAGGCCUAUGUAGAAAAGGUAGAAGAGUUAAAGAAGAAAUACGGAAUAUGAACGACCAGAUGUGGCGGCCAGCCGCGCGUGCGACCUGUGAGGACAAAAUGCCUUGGUUUUUUUUCUAAUGUAGAUGAUACGGCUCUGAUACGUUAGGGCCAGAGUUAAUCACUGCUCCUACUCCCUGUGUAGUUUUCACCUGAAAUCAAUUAAAAAUUUGUUACUGUA
This is a messenger RNA of Arvicanthis niloticus (Nile rat), 575 nucleotides long. RefSeq names its product diazepam binding inhibitor, acyl-CoA binding protein (gene Dbi). Lineage: Eukaryota; Metazoa; Chordata; Mammalia; Rodentia; Muridae. Gene Ontology annotation, cellular component: mitochondrion. Gene Ontology annotation, biological process: fatty acid metabolic process. The record is from RefSeq and is a predicted model, not a curated record. Gene Ontology annotation, molecular function: fatty-acyl-CoA binding.